AUGCCUAUUGAAGUUUUUUGUAUUGAUUCAUAUCAUUCGAAAGAUGAUCCGAAACCAGUUGUAUCUUCUGUGAAAAAAAAUGUUUACAUUUUAUUUGGUAUUCUUACUGGUAUAUUACUUUUAUCAACAAUUGUAUUAGCAGUUUUAUUUAGUAUUGAAAAAACUAAAACAAUAAAACCAAUAGCAGUUAAAGAUGAAUUAUGUUUAACACCAUUUUGCAUUAAAGCAGCAAAUUAUUUACUUGAAAGUAUUGAUGAAACUAUUGAACCAUGCGAAGAUUUUUUUAAAUUUGCCUGUGGAACAUGGUUAAAGAAUAAUCGAAUACCUGAUGAUACCGGUGCUCAAGAUACAUUCAAUGUAUUACGAACUCAAUUAGACAACAAUGUCAUUGAUAUUUUAACAUCACCACUUCCAGAUGAUACUAUUCAUAUCAAAGCUAUUUCUAAUGCACGUCGUUUAUAUGAAUCAUGUGUUAAUGAAAUAGCAAUUGAAACUGAUGGUGUUGAUACUGUUCUAUCUGUUGUUGAUAAUGAACUUGGUGGAUGGCCUAUUUUACAUGGUCAAUCAUGGGAUGAAACAAAAUUUAAUCUUUCAAAAUUAUUAUUUAAAUUACGUGAAUACAAUAAUAAUAUGUUAUUUCAAUGUGGUACAGCAACUGAUGAUAAAAAUUCAUCGGCUUAUUAUAUUCGAAUUUCUCAAAGUGACCUUGCUCUUGAACAAAAACAAUAUUAUAUAAAUGAAUCGAAAAUAACACAAGCUUAUAAACAAUUUAUAUAUGAAUUAGCUAAAUCAUUAACAAAUGAUUCAACAAUGAUUGAAAACGAUGUUCGAGAUAUAUAUGAAUUUGAAAGAAAAAUUUCUCAUUUUCAUUGGACACCUGCGGAUCAACGAGCAAGACAAAAUGAUACGAUACGUACAUCACUUCAUAAUCUAUCACGAAUAUUAAAUACAAGUUUUGAUUUUACAAAUUAUGUUCGUCAAAUUUAUCUUUCAGCGAAUGUUACUUUAUUAGAUAAUGAUAAUGUAUCAAUAAGUGAAGUUGAAUUUUUACGAAAUGCAUCAUUACUUAUUGAUCAACAUUCUCCACGUACCGUACAAAAUUAUUUAAUAUGGCGAUUUAUGAUGAAUAGAGCAGCGAAUAUGCCAAAACGUUAUCGUACUAUAAAAGAACAAUUCGAAAGAGCACUUCGUGGUACAAGUGCUGAACGUCCACGUUCAGUAACAUGUGGAUCAUAUGUUAAUGGUAACAUGGGAUUUGCUGUAGCAAAACUUUAUAUAAAAAAAUAUUUUGAUGAAAAUGCAAGAAAUCAGUCACUGGAAAUGAUUCGUAAUAUUCGAAAUGCAUUUAUUGAUAUGCUUGAAGACUCUACAUGGAUGGAUGAUGUUUCGAAAGAUAAAGCAAAAGAAAAAGCACGAGAGAUUGAUGAAAAGAUUGGUUAUCCGGAAUAUUUAGGUAGCGAUAAUAUUACAGAAUUAGAACAGGAAUAUGAAGGAUAUGAAUUCAAUAGUUCUUAUAUUCAUAAUAUUUUAAAAGUACUACAAAUAAAAUCUCAAGAAAAUUUUAAAACACUUCGUAAACCUGUUGAUCGUAAAGGAUGGGGUCUUACUCCACCGACUGUCGUCAAUGCUUUUUAUACACCAUCAAAAAAUCAAAUCACUUUUCCAGCCGGUAUUCUUCAAAUGCCUUUUUUCAAUAAAGAUGCACCGAAAUAUCUUAAUUAUGGUGGUAUUGGUGCAGUUAUUGGCCAUGAAAUUACGCACGGUUUUGAUGAUAAUGGUCGACAAUUUGAUAAAGAUGGAAAUCGAAUACUUUGGUGGACACCUGAAACAAUUGAACGAUUUAAUGAACGUAAAACAUGUGUAGUUGAUCAGUAUAGUCAAUAUUUUCUUGAACAAAUCAAUACUACCAUAAAUGGAAAUCAAACUCAAGGUGAAAAUAUUGCUGAUAAUGGUGGAGUAAAAGAAGCAUUUUAUGCCUAUAAAAAAUGGAUAAAAGCAAAUGGAAAUCUUGAUAAAAAAUUGCCGGGUUUAAUAAAAUAUUCAUCUGAGCAAAUGUUUUUUAUUAACUAUGCACAAGUAUGGUGUUCAAAAAUGACUGAUCCAUAUGCAAUGAGUAGAGUUCUGACUGGAGUUCAUGCUCCUGGACAAUUUAGAGUACUUGGUCCAACAUCAAAUUUUGUUGAUUUUGAUCGAGUAUUUAGUUGUAAACCAGGACAAGGCAAUAGUCGAUUAAAUAAAUGUACUGUUUGGUAG
Adineta steineri is the source of this 2253-nucleotide messenger RNA. The record is from the annotation of a GenBank genome assembly. Lineage: Eukaryota; Metazoa; Rotifera; Eurotatoria; Adinetida; Adinetidae.